GUCUUUUCGUGUCCGAUUUCGCAAACGCUGCGGCGGUACUGGUGGCACCGCUUGAAAAGAGCAACAGCUGCACAAGACCACCUCUCGCAGGAGGAGGAGCACCAAGUACUUCAACGCCUUCGCCUACAACUUGCAGAAAAGAAAAAUCCCAAGCUGUUCAUCCUAUAGCUGCCAUCUCAGCUUGCCAGUUCGUUCCAAGUGUUUUAAAUGCCAUGUCGGACGUGUUGGAUUUGUCCAAGAUUCCCACCCUCCGUCGCGUCAUUCUGACGGGCGAACCGUUCCCGGCCAAGUACUUGCCUCUGGCGAACAGUAUUCAGUACGUCCUGAAUCACUACGGACAGACGGAGGCUGCGGACACCACGACGCUGCUGCAGAUUCCGCCCGGGGAAGAGGAAAGGAAAAAAAUAAAACGACACGGCGUCGUGCCGCUCGGGC
This is a messenger RNA of Amoebophrya sp. A120, 435 nucleotides long. Lineage: Eukaryota; Dinophyceae; Syndiniales; Amoebophryaceae. The record is from the annotation of a GenBank genome assembly.